UGUAUUUCUUCUCCAACCGCCCUCAUCACAAAUCCCAUUCUCUCUCUAAAACAUCCUCUCCGUACCCUCCCCCGUCCUCCCUCUCUCUCUAAAACCAUCAAGCAAUCGUCAUCCAUGAUAUAAAGCGCCAAAGCGGCGUGGAGCUGAUGAAAGAGAUGGAUAUUUGAAUACGAUUCUAUAUCAGGCUUCGGAAAUUUGAAUACGAUCGAAGAAUGGCACACGGAAACUUCGACUGCGACACCGAGCUCUGCCUCACUCCCGGCGGCCGCCAGAGCAGCAACACUGGUUUGAUAAGAAGGUCCAACGCCGGAGACAUCGCCGGCGGCGAACAGCAGCAGGAGAUUACGAUGUUGUAUGGAGGUCAGGCCUGCGUCGGCGAUGUUACUGAAAUACAGGCAAGGGCUAUCAUAUGCAUGGUUAGAAGAGAGAUGAAGGAGAUGAUGGGGAGUAGCAGCGACUCAUCUUCUCUUGCUGGUUCAUCAUGGUCAGCUGCGCUGCCACCUCCAUCAUUUUCAGAGCCAUUGAUAGCAAAUCCGGGGCUCUCGAUGAAGAGAUCUUUGCAAAGAUUUUUGCAGAAGAGGAAAGCUAGGGUUUAUGAUAGCAUUCCUUAUCAGCCUCAGAAGAAAGACAGCAUGUAUUAAGAGGAUAAUUAGCUCUCUCUCUCUCUCUCUCUCUCUCUCUCUCUCUCUCUCUCUCUCUCUUUUAGGUUUCUAAGGUAUUUAUCUUGCAUUUAUACUUUUGUUAAUCUUUAUUAAUAUGUGGUAUUGAUAUUUUAUGGAUUACUUGA
Dendrobium catenatum is the source of this 787-nucleotide messenger RNA. Its product is annotated as protein TIFY 5A. Gene Ontology annotation, biological process: regulation of jasmonic acid mediated signaling pathway; regulation of defense response; response to wounding. The transcript has 3 exons. Lineage: Eukaryota; Viridiplantae; Streptophyta; Magnoliopsida; Asparagales; Orchidaceae. The record is from RefSeq and is a predicted model, not a curated record. Bases 213 to 641 code for a protein of 142 amino acids. Gene Ontology annotation, cellular component: nucleus.